Molecule: messenger RNA, 1150 nt
Organism: Physella acuta
Lineage: Eukaryota; Metazoa; Mollusca; Gastropoda; Physidae
Product: ERI1 exoribonuclease 3
Molecular function (GO): 3'-5'-RNA exonuclease activity; nucleic acid binding
Source: RefSeq, a predicted model, not a curated record
ACAUAGACCCAGAUCUACAAAAUAGUUGAAAAGGCGAUCGUUAUUGCAUAAUAUGUGUUCACUAACAUUGCAGCAUAAUUUUAAAAGACGUUUUUGUACUUAUAAAUUAGAUCUUUUACGAAAAGCUAAGUUAAGCACGGCUUGUAAACAGUUAUUUUUGUUAACACAGACUCAGACAAAAUAUCAAGAAACUUUUCUUGGUCCCAAACAAACGUUUCAAUAUUGUCACUGUAGUCUUAUUCAUACGGAUCAUUCUUCAAACACAUUUUGUUUGCCUAAACAAAAGGAUAGGCCUUCUUAUUCUUAUAGAUCUAGUAAAUUUUAUGGUAGUUACAGUAUUAAUAAAAUAAUGGCAUCUUCUGAAAAAACGCAUCAUCAAGAUAUAAAAGGAACAGAAUUUAAACAGAAUUACGACUAUUUUCUUGUACUUGACUUUGAGGCAACAUGUGAUGAUAAAAUUCAACCCAACCCUCAGGAAAUAAUUGAAUUUCCAGUGUUAAAAGUGAAUGCAAGAACACUGAAGAUUGAAUCUGAGUUUCACAAGUAUGUUGCGCCACAGUUUCACCCAAGAAUCACUCCUUUUUGCUCUGAGUUAACAGGAAUUAUUCAAUCAAUGGUUGACAAUCAACUACAUCUACCUGAGGUUUUACAGAGUUUUCACCAUUGGAUGGAAAAUGAAGGUUUAUUAAAUCCUGAUGUUAGAAGCAUUUUUGUUACUUGUGGUGACUGGGAUCUAAAAUCCAUGUUACCUAAACAGUGUGCUGUGUUGGAUUUAUUAGCUCGGCCAUAUUUUUCACAGUGGAUUAAUAUUAAAAAGUCCUAUGCUGAUGUCACUGGCACAUUCCCUAAGGGUAUGAUGGUAAUGUUGAACAAUUUGAAUUUAAAACACAUUGGCAGGCAUCACAGUGGAAUAGAUGAUUGCCGGAACAUAGCCAAUGUAUUAAUAGCAUUAUUAAAAAAGGGUUAUGUUUUCAAGAAAAACGGCAGCAUUGGAAGAUUUUAAGCACAUUUACAGAAAAAUCAAACCUAUCAUACACUGUUUGCCAUACUCGCUCAUCAUGUGUGAUAGUAAAAAAAAAUGUUAUUAUUUACUUAUGAUUGAAGUACAGUAUUGAAUGUAAUUAAAUAAACUCAUUUCAUACCAGUUCCA